This is a messenger RNA of Pseudozyma flocculosa PF-1, 1605 nucleotides long. RefSeq lists its product as uncharacterized. The record is from RefSeq and is a predicted model, not a curated record. Gene Ontology annotation, biological process: carboxylic acid metabolic process. Gene Ontology annotation, cellular component: cytoplasm. Gene Ontology annotation, molecular function: carboxy-lyase activity; pyridoxal phosphate binding. Lineage: Eukaryota; Fungi; Basidiomycota; Ustilaginomycetes; Ustilaginales; Ustilaginaceae. Bases 1 to 1605 code for a protein of 534 amino acids. The transcript has 2 exons.
AUGACGCUAUCCGCCACGUCCCACGCCGCCGCCUCUCCGGCAAAGCAGAGCCUGUCUCCGCUCGAGAGCGAACCCGCCUCGACUGAGCUCGACCGCAUCCUCCCGCAAGCCGUCGAGCUCGUAAAGCAAUUUGUCCGCUCCGGGCAGGACCCAGAGACGUUUGUCACGCCCUGGCCCUCGAUUGCCGCGCUGCGCCAAAAUGUGCAGCUCGACCUGCCGGACGUCGCCGCCGCCCCGCGCGGUGGCGAGGCCACCGAUGCGGCGCUCCUCGACGCCAUCCGCCUCAUCCUCGACAACAGCGUCAACCCGUGGACCGGACGCUUCCUCGACAAGCUCUACUCGGCGCCUACCCCCGUCGGCAUCUGCGCCGACCUCGUCCUCUCGACGCUCAACGCCAACGCCCACGUCAUGUCCGCAUCGCCCAUGCUCUCUCUCGCCGAGGAGCGCUGCGUAGAGGGCCUCUGCCGCGUGUUUGGCUUCACAGAGACCAAGCCCGAUGGCCUCACCAUGCCCGGAGGCUCCUCGGCCAACACCCUCGCCGUGCAGACCGCGCUGGCCAACAUCUUCCCGCCUUUCCGCGAGCAGGGCCUCCUCGGCGUCGCAGCCUACCUCGCCGAAAAGCACGGCCGGACGGGCAGCGCCGCCCGCCCGCUCAUCUUCACCAGCGACCAGAGCCACUACAGCCUGGACAAGGCUGCCAUCUCGGCCGGGCUGGGCCUCUCGUCGAUUGUCAAGGUGCCCUGCGACGAGACGGGGCGCAUGGAUCCCGAGGCCCUGUCGCGCCUCCUCGAGUCGGCCGUGUCGAGCGGGUCCGGCUCGCCCUUUUUCAUCAACGCCACCUCGGGCUCGACGGUGCUGGGCUCGUUUGACCCCAUCCCCGCCCUCUCGGCGCUGGCCAAGCGGUACGGCUGCUGGCUCCACAUCGACGGCUCGUGGGGCGGGCCCAUCAUCUUUAGCCCGACCGAGGCCUUUGCGUCGCAGAUGGCCGGCUCGCACCUGGCCGAUUCGAUCACCAUCAACCCGCACAAGCUGCUCAACGUGCCGCUGCAGUGCUCGUUCCUGCUGGUGCGCGACGCCGCCAGCCUCGGCGCCAACUCGCUCGACGCCGGCUACCUCUUCCACAGCAAGGACGCACGCGAAAACGCCGCCAUGAAGACGAUGGGCUGCGGCCGGCGCGGCGACGCCGUCAAGCUCUGGCUCUACUGGGUGCGCUACGGCAAGCGCGGGCUGGGCGAGCACGUCGAUGCCGGCCUGGCGCUGGCCCAGCGUGUCGUCGACUACAUCCGCACCGAAAAGGCCGAGACCAUGGAGCUGGGCCCGCUGGCCUCGCCCCUAUUUCUGCAGGUCUGCUUCCGACCCAAGCCCAGGCCGGGGCAGGGGCGGGGGGAGGCGAGCAUCGAGCAGAGGUCGGCGGCGACGCGGCACACGCACCGCGAGCUGCAGCAGCGGCGGAGGUUCGCCGUCGACUUUGCGCCGCUCCCGCGCGGCAUUGGCGAGUUUGUCCGCCUCGUCGUCCACCCGCGCACAAAGUGGCACGACCUCCAGGAGCUCAUCGACCAGGUCGACGACAUCGGCCAGGCCUACUGGAGCCAGGCGAGCGUCUAG